GAAUACUGCAUGUUUUUUUUCAUAUGGGUAAUAGUAUACACCUCAAGGACUUAAGAUGAAGCUUCGGGUGCAGUUGCAGUGUAAAAACCUUCAUGAAUACCUGAAGGAACUGAGCCCAGACAUUCUUGACAGAUUAUACAACCAUCCAGCAACAUGCCUUGCUGUCUACAGGGAGCUCAUGCCUUUGGCAAAGAUCUAUGUAAUGCGCAUGCUGUUCCUUGAUCAUCCCCUCCCUCAGGCAGCUGUUGCUCUCUGGGUGAAAAAGGACAAUCAGAAAGACAAUGACCAGUGUGUCUCUGUGUUGAUGGGACUACGGUUAUGGCACAGUCAGCAGCUUCAGGGUGGCCUUCAAGGCAUUGUGCUGAACCCUGUCUUUAAGGAAAACCUGAGAAUAGCACUGUUAGGAGGUGGUAAAGCUUGGGCAGACGAGGGCAGCAGCCUUGGUCCAGAUCGUCAUGCGAGAGAUGUGGAGAGUUUGGACCGCUAUGCCAUGGAGCGAUGGGAGGUCAUCUUGCACUUUAUGGUGGGCUCUCCCAGUGCAGCCGUCAGCCAGGACCUGGCUCAGCUCCUCAUACAGGCAGGACUCAUGAGGAGUGAAGCAGGAGAUGCUCCCUGUAUCACUUCAGCGGGGUUUCAGUUUCUGCUACUGGACACAGCCUCCCAGCUCUGGUACUUAACAUUACAGUACCUUAACACCGCACAGUCUAGAGGAAUGGACCUAGUGGAGAUUCUUUCCUUCUUAUUCCAACUAAGUUUCUCUACACUGGGAAGAGAUUACUCUGUGGAGGGCAUGAGCGAGUCUCUGCUCACCUUUCUGCAGCAUCUACGAGAGUUUGGCCUCGUUUUCCAGAGGAAGAGGAAGUCUAGGAGGUAUUAUCCCACCAGGUUAGCAAUAACUCUGGCAGCAGGCGUCGCAGAAAACUCCACCUCUCACGUCAAUCCCACCUCGUCUGCUGUGGGUUCCACUCCAGGGACUGGUGAUUCAGGCUUCAUUGUUGUGGAAACUAACUAUCGCCUAUAUGCUUACACAAACUCUGAGCUGCAGAUUGCCCUAGUGGCCUUGUUCAGUGAGAUGUUGUACCGUUUUCCUAAUGUAGUGGUGGCUCAGAUCACCAGGGAGUCUGUACAGCAGGCCAUCACUAACGGUAUCACAGCACAGCAGAUUAUCCACUUCCUGAGGACCAGGGCACAUCCAGUCAUGCUUAAACAGACACCUGUUCUUCCACCAACCAUUACAGACCAAAUUAGGCUGUGGGAACUUGAGAAAGAUCGUCUGCAGUUCACGGAGGGAGUGUUGUAUAACCAGUUCCUCUCUCAGGCUGACUUUGAGGUACUGCGGGAUAGAGCUCAGGGCUUAGGUGUUCUUGUGUGGCAGAAUGCCCCACACAGGGUUAUGGUGGUCACUCCGCAGGGACACUCCGAGGUCAAGAGGUUCUGGAAAAGACAGAAGAGUCACAAUUAACACAAAAAGAAAUGCAGUGCAGUCAAGAUGGGAGGACAGUCUGUUCAGAAUGAUAUAGAAAAUGUUGAUGGAGUAUUCUGGCUCCAGGGCACCAGGACUAAUGCGAACAUGCCAGUUUGGAGAGUAUGUGACAUUUGACAUGCAAAUGAAAAGCAACUCGUUAAGAAAUCCUUGCUGAUUUAGCAAAAAAAAAAAGAGAGAGAGAGAGAGAGAAAGCUUAUAAUUGCAUUUUCUGUGAUAUCCA
This is a messenger RNA of Chanos chanos (milkfish), 1706 nucleotides long. RefSeq names its product general transcription factor IIH, polypeptide 4 (gene gtf2h4). The transcript is spliced from 14 exons. Gene Ontology annotation, biological process: nucleotide-excision repair. NCBI's taxonomy places the organism in Eukaryota, Metazoa, Chordata, Actinopteri, Gonorynchiformes, Chanidae. Bases 56 to 1462 code for a protein of 468 amino acids. Gene Ontology annotation, molecular function: double-stranded DNA binding; ATPase activator activity. The record is from RefSeq and is a predicted model, not a curated record. Gene Ontology annotation, cellular component: transcription factor TFIIH holo complex; transcription factor TFIIH core complex.